Sapajus apella (tufted capuchin) is the source of this 3389-nucleotide messenger RNA. It is a transcript of the gene GATA4, whose product is annotated as GATA binding protein 4. The record is from RefSeq and is a predicted model, not a curated record. Lineage: Eukaryota; Metazoa; Chordata; Mammalia; Primates; Cebidae. Gene Ontology annotation, cellular component: nucleus. Gene Ontology annotation, biological process: negative regulation of transcription by RNA polymerase II; cell fate commitment; positive regulation of transcription by RNA polymerase II. Gene Ontology annotation, molecular function: RNA polymerase II cis-regulatory region sequence-specific DNA binding; zinc ion binding; DNA-binding transcription factor activity, RNA polymerase II-specific.
UGGGUACUCAGAGGCUGCCGGCCCAGAGGCCGCGAGAGGCUUCGUCGCCCCUGCAGCUCCGGGGGCGCCCAGGGGAGCGCGCGCGGAAGCUCCCGGCCGGGCAGGACCCCGGCUGCAGCGAGGAGGAAGGAGCCAGCCUAGCACUUCUGCGCCUGUAGCCGCGGUGGUGUCCUGGAGGCCUCACAGUGGGACAAGUGGGGGACCUGAAGGCCGGUGCGCCACCUCCAGGCCUGGACGAGCCCUCCGUCUUCUGCCCUGCAAAGGCGCUCCAGACCUCCAGGCACUGGAUGAAUUCAGCUGCGCCUGCGUCGCCUUCCGGAACCACCAAAAAUUCAAAUCAGGAUUUUCCGGAGUCAACAGGAGCCUAGAGUCUUUUGCUCAAUGUCGGAUUUAAUUCGUAUAUAUUUUUAAGCGAUUUGGUUUUUUCCCCUUGACUUUUGAUCUUCGAGACAGCGCCUUUCACGGACAUUAUUGUUGCCGUCGUUUUCUCUCCCUGCGUGGCUCCUUGACCUGCGAAGGAGAGGCAGGACCCCGAAGCCGGGAGCUCGCCGGGGCGAUGUACCAGAGCCUGGCCAUGGCCGCCAACCACGGGCCGCCCCCCGGGGCCUACGAGGCGGGCGGCCCCGGCGCCUUCAUGCACAGCGCGGGCGCCGCGUCCUCGCCCGUCUACGUGCCCACGCCGCGGGUGCCGUCCUCCGUGCUGGGCCUGUCCUACCUCCAGGGUGGAGGCGCGGGCGCAGGGUCGGGCGGCGCCACGGGCGGCGGCUCGGGGGCGGCCCCGUCGGGUGCAGGGCCGGGGACCCAGCAGAGCAGCCCCGGCUGGAGCCAGGCCGGAGCCGAUGGAGCCGCCUACACCCCGCCGCCGGUGUCGCCGCGCUUCUCCUUCCCGGGGACCACCGGGUCCCUGGCUGCUGCCGCCGCCGCUGCCGCGGCCCGGGAAGCUGCGGCCUACAGCAGUGGCGGUGCCGCGGCGGGCGCGGGCCUGGCGGGCCGCGAGCAGUAUGGGCGCGCAGGCUUCGCGGGCUCCUACUCCAGCCCCUACCCAGCCUACAUGGCCGACGUGGGCGCGUCCUGGGCCGCUGCAGCCGCCGCCUCCGCCGGCCCCUUCGACAGCCCUGUCUUGCACAGCCUGCCCGGCCGGGCCAACCCCGCCGCCCGACACCCCAAUCUUGAUAUGUUUGACGACUUCUCAGAAGGCAGAGAGUGUGUCAACUGUGGGGCUAUGUCCACUCCGCUCUGGAGGCGAGACGGGACGGGUCACUAUCUGUGCAACGCCUGCGGCCUUUACCACAAGAUGAACGGCAUCAACCGGCCGCUCAUCAAGCCCCAGCGCCGGCUGUCUGCCUCCCGCCGAGUGGGCCUCUCCUGCGCCAACUGCCAGACCACCACCACCACGCUGUGGCGCCGCAACGCGGAGGGCGAGCCUGUGUGCAACGCCUGCGGCCUCUACAUGAAGCUCCACGGGGUCCCCAGGCCUCUUGCAAUGCGGAAAGAGGGGAUUCAAACCAGAAAACGGAAGCCAAAGAACCUGAAUAAAUCUAAGACACCAUCAGGUCCUUCCGGCAGUGAGAGCCUUCCUCCCACCAGUGGCGCUUCCAGCAACUCCAGCAGUGCCACCACCAGCAGCAGCGAGGAGAUGCGCCCCAUCAAGACAGAGCCCGGCCUGUCCUCUCACUACGGACACAGCAGCUCCGUGUCCCAGACCUUCUCAGUCAGCUCAAUGUCUGGCCACGGGCCCUCCAUCCACCCAGUUCUGUCGGCCCUGAAGCUCUCUCCACAAGGCUAUGCAUCUCCCGUCAGCCAGUCUCCGCAGACCAGUUCCAAGCAGGACUCUUGGAACAGCCUGGUCUUGGCCGACAGUCACGGGGACAUAAUCACUGCAUAAUCUCCCCUCUUCCCUCAAAUUCCUGCUCGGACCUGGGACUUGGAGGACAGUGGAGACGGAGGUCCUGGGCUCCCAGGGGCCGACCUCCUCGCCUGAGGACGACUCCAGAACAACUGGGAAGAAACUUGAAAUUGACCAUCUGGUUGGGGAAGCGGGUGUUGGAUUUUCUCGGAUGCCUUUUCAUGGUUGGGGGACUGGAGGGAGCCCAGCCUCAGCACGAGCACACUGCAUCUCUCUGUGACUUGGAGACUUCUUUCCCAAGAUGUCCUUGUGCCCUACGUUCACCGCUGUGGCCUAGACGGUGGGUUUUCCAUUGUGUUCCCAGCACCGGGAUUUGAGAACGGGCGGAGGCCAGGCCCUGGGACCCCUGCCCCAGCCCGAAUGACGGCAUCUGCUUGCCCCAUACCUGGAUGCGAUGGGCCUCUAGGGAGCCGCCCUUGCUCCAUCCACUCAAGGCAUGGCACCACCCUGCAUCCCCAAUUCCAGAUCUGACUCCAAAACUGUGGGGCGUGACACAGAAGUGACUGAACACUUCCUGGGGAGCUCGAGGGGUACUUCACCCACCCAGAGCGCAGCCUCGUCACACGCAGCUGGCAGCUCUCCCCCAGGUGCCUGCCCGUGCUGCGGGCCUUUGCGCCUUCACUUCCAGCAUCUCUCAAAAUAAAAACCCCUCCUCCUGCUCUGAGAAAUUCGGCUCUGCCUGCAGCUUGGACAUGCCUCUCCCCUCGCAAAACAAGAGCUGGGUAGUUUAGCCGAGUGGCACCCCCUCGAGUCCACUGCAGACCCUUCAUUCACCCUGUCACACACAGGGGUUCUGAGUAAGAACAAAUGUUCUGCUGCUCAAGCCAGUCUGACAAACACUCGGCCAAGCCUGGAGAGCCUUCUGGGGAGAGCGUAGAUGGACAGCGUCCUGCUGGGGGACAAGGUGUCUCUAGGGCUGGCCCCCUUGCUGUCUGCUCCUCCUGGCCCCUGGUCAGAUGGCAGCCGGAGUCCCCCAGGACCUGCAGCCUCACCCCGGCGGAAGUCUUUUGUCCAGGAGGCAAAAAGCCAGAGAUUCUACAAGUCAAAUUGAAAGCAAACCAACAAAACACAACAAAAUUCAUGGAAAGAAGACGACUGCUAAGACAUGGCAGCGGGCCCUGGAGAUAGCCUCUGGCUCUGAGCUGCUGCAGGGUCCGCCGGCUUCUCUGCACGUUGCUCAGUUUCCGCCCCUGACACUGGAGCUCACGAGACUCCGUCCUCGUCCUCUUUCUCAGCAGAGCUGUAGCUGACUGCGGCAUUACCACGCCUCCCCACACACCAAGCCCCCAGCUCCAAAAUCCUACUGGCUGCCGCAGAGAAUACCUUUGAACCAAGAUUCUGCUUUAAUCAUCAUUUACAUUGUUUUCUUCCCAAAGGCCCCCUCAUAGACCCUCCCUGACCCACAAACCUGUUAACAUUGUCUUAAGGUGAAAUGGCUGUAAAAUCAGUAUUUAACUAAUAAAUUUAUCUGUAUUCCUCUUUC